This is a messenger RNA of Topomyia yanbarensis, 3391 nucleotides long. Its product is annotated as CLK4-associating serine/arginine rich protein. The record is from RefSeq and is a predicted model, not a curated record. Bases 294 to 3185 code for a protein of 963 amino acids. Lineage: Eukaryota; Metazoa; Arthropoda; Insecta; Diptera; Culicidae. The transcript has 8 exons.
ACCUGUCAACGAUGGUGCCGCAAACCGAAGCCGGACUCAAAAAUGGAUGCACAGUGCUGUGGUGUGGACUCAUUCCUUGACAUUUUUUUCGUUCGCAAAAAUCGUUGAAACAUUUAUCGGAAAAGUUCCUUCCAAUACAGUGCUAGUGAAGAAAAGCCCCGUGUAGUGCAAAGCACCAGUAGUUUUGAGCGAUUUCCAAAUGGUUGUAGAUUUCUUUCGUGUUUCGUCUGCCGUAGAAUUCCUGUGAAAAUUUAGUUCCAGAUCAAGCUAUACAGGCUAGUGUAAGGAAACCAAUGAAAAUGUGGCACGAGGCGCGAAAACAGGAAAAAAAGAUCCGGGGUAUGCUGGUGGACUACCGGAAGCGAGCAGAACGGAGACAAGAUUUCUACGAGCGAAUAAAAGCUGACCCAACGCAGUUUCUUCAAGUUCACAGUCGCAAAUGCAAGAUCCACCUGGACCCGAGCGUGGCAGCAGCUGCAGAGAACCCAGCAAUCAUGAUGCCGUGGCAAGGUCAGAAGGAUAAUCUGAUUGAUCGAUUCGACGUACGGGCUCAUCUGGACUACAUCCCGACGGUAACCAGCAAGCCGGACCAGCCGGUCGAGGAUGAUGUGCUGGAUGUGGAGGAACGCUCUAUGAACUACGAGCGGUAUCGCGUUCUCGCCCAGAACGAGUUCCUCGGUAUCAGUGAAGAAAAAUACCUACACCAACUCUUCCUGGAGGAGCAGUUUGGUGUCAAUGCCCAGGUCGAGGCCGAACAGAAGGCAUCAUCGUCGAAGAAAAAAGCUGGCGCUGGAGUUGCGAUCGGGUACACGUAUGAAGAAUCGGAACCCGUUGGCGUUGUUCCAUUUACGCAGACAAUCACGGCCAUAGAGCAAUCCACUGCAACGAACAAGUAUGACGAGUGCAUGAAGAGUGAUUCCGACUCAGAUCUGGAUAUGGAUGUAUCGAUCGAUAUCAAUAAGGUGGGAAACGCCCAGGCGCAUGAGAUGAAUGCCUGCGGACGGCAUUACGGAAUGAAGAGUAACGAUUUUUACUCGUAUUUGACGAAGGAUGCCGAUGAGGCGGAAGCCCUAAGGAUGGCACGAGAGGAAGAGCAGGAGAAGAUUAUGUUUAGUGGAAGAAAAAGCCGUCGGGAGCGGAGAGCACAAAGGGAACGAAAAUUUGCUGGACGACCGACGAGUCCGCCAAGUUAUGCCGCUAAGGAGGAACUGAUUCCUAGAACGUAUGAUGAUCCUAACGAUAGUUCGAGAUCUCCCUCGCCUGUUAAUUCAGGAAAAAUAACCUACAUUACCUCAUUCGGUGGUGAAGACGAACUUCAACCGCAUUCAAAAAUAUCUAUUAGUUUUAAUAAAGACCUACAAGGCCAGGCUGGUUCUUCCAAGUCUAAGGCUGGAUCCUAUGCCGAGAAAGUAAAGCAAAAUUUGGAAAAACUAAAGACCAUGAGUACAAAACAAGAGGAGAGCAAGAUACCCGCUCAGUACCAGCGAAGAUCUAGAAGCUACAGUGACAGAAGUAGAAGUGGAUCCAGGUCCAGGUCCUGGAGGAGACGAAAAAGUCGCAGUCGUUCAAAGGGAAAAAGAACCUAUUCCAAAUAUAGAAGACAUUCACGUUCCACUUCACGGUCAUCUCGAUCGAGAUCUCACUCGAGAAGUCGUAGAGGAUCCCGACGCUCACCGGAUUACGGGUCAAGGCAUAGAAAAGCAAGAUCAUCAUCUUCUUCAUCAUCAUCUCCCGUUCGGAAACCUGUGCGGAAAACAUCGAGUUCAAAUUCCAACUCCUCUAGAAGUCCUAGUCCCAUUCGAACGAAACCAAAGCAACUAUCACCCCCGGUUCGUAAAACAAGCAUAAAAACUGAACCUCCGGAAAAAGUUCUCGCUCCUAUUGCGGCUCCUGAGGUCGCUAUUCCGCCACCGGUUUUGCCGGUUGUUCCAGUGAAAAAAGAGGAACCGUCUAUCAAAGUGCCUGUGUUGGUGGAACCAGAACCGGAAGUUCCGAUUCGACGAUAUUACGGCCGAAAACGUGAUGACCAGAGUUCUAGCGAAUGUGAAAGUAGCUCAGACAGUUCGGAUGACGACGAGCCAGAUAUCAAGCCCGAUUCAGCGAUGGAAUCGUCUACGAUAGCACAAUCAUCGGAUCAGACUGGCGGUCCGCUGCUCGGCGGAAUAACCAUCAAACAAGAAAAGCUAGAAAGUGGGUCCAGUGCUCUGGCGACUUCCUUUAUACCGUCGGCAUCGGCAAGGUUUGGUAAAUCGUCGUCGAUCACUGACGCCGGUACCGGCAGCACAAUCGGCACAUCCGAGUCCAAAAGCGAAGGGUCGUCUGCUAUGUUAGCAUCAAAAUCACUUAACCCACGAGAUCGGUUGAAGCGCAAGAUGCAGAUACUUUUAAAUAAGCAAUUCAAAGCGGAUAAAAAGGCGGAAAUUGAAAAGGUUGAACGGCAAAUCCAACAGCAACAGGAACGGGAAGAUGAAAUGCGAGAACUUGCUCUCAAAUUAAGGCGAAGGCAACGUGAAUUGCGGCAUAAGUACGGAACACCGGAAAGCGAUAAAAGUGCAUCGAAAUCCGGCGACAGCUCGGGUGGGGAAAGUCAAAAAGAGCCGCGUUUGGCGCCGGUAAAGGAGCCAACACCACCACCAAAGCCACCUCCCGUACCGCCAUCCGUCGUUAGUUUUACCGCUAGUGCUGUCAUCGAACGUAAACCAAUGCUACGACGCGUCGCUCCUGUUGAGGUAUCGCGACCACCCAGUUUGGUGCGUAGCACGCGAAGACAUUCUCGUAGCCGAAGUCGGUCGCGUUCUCCUGCCGCGGGUGGACGAAGCACUACGACUACCAGUGGUACAAGCAGUAACAGAAGGUAUGAUGAUCGCCCCAGGAGGCGAUCUCCUCCACCAGCACAUCCACCUGCGUCUUCAAGACCCCGCUAUCGAUCACGGUCUAGAUCUCGCGAUAGGGACCGCGAUCGUGGAGGCAGAGACCGUUACGGUGGAAGCAAAACAUUUCGACACUAUGAUCGUGGGGGUAGCAGUCGAUACCAUCGACGCAGGUCGCGUUCGUCGUCCCGAGAACGUCGUCGGUCGCCCCCGAGAACGCAUAGGUCGAGCUCCAGACCGAGAAGCAACAUUAGUACCGGUAGUAAUCGCAGGGAUAGAUCACCUAAGAUAAUGAAAAAGUUAGUUGACUAUUGAUAUUCGAAGCAGGUUUCCUAUUAUGCUUGUUUUACAAUAAAAUAAGUCAGUUUAUUGCCAUAUCACCAGAACGUGGCAUUCGUUUUUUGUAACACCCUGUUAAACUACAUCAGUAAGUGUCCUGAACUAUUGUGAAGUGUUGGUCAAGCACAAUAAAGUAUGGUAAUAAAUAAGAACGAGUUGUUCUCAGGAAAUUAUGGACAGAA